AUGAACAUCACGAACUGCACUACAGAAGCCGGCACGGCAGUGAGGUCCAAGACCAUCACUGAGAAGAUGCUCAUUUGCAUGACGCUGGUGAUCAUCACUACGCUGACCAUGCUGCUGAACUCAGCUGUGAUCAUGGUCAUCUGUACCACCAAGAAGCUCCACCAGCCUGCAAACUACUUGAUCUGUUCUCUGGCUGUGACAGACCUCCUGGUGGCAGUGCUUGUCAUGCCCCUGAGUAUCAUGUACAUUGUCAUGGAGAGCUGGAAGCUUGGGUAUUUCAUCUGUGAGGUAUGGCUGAGUGUGGACAUGACCUGCUGCACCUGCUCCAUCCUGCAUCUCUGUGUGAUUGCCCUGGACAGGUACUGGGCCAUCACCAAUGCCAUUGAAUAUGCCAGGAAGAGGACAGCUAAGCGGGCUGGCUUGAUGAUCCUCAUUGUCUGGACCAUCUCUAUCUUCAUCUCCAUGCCCCCUUUGUUCUGGAGAAGUCAUCGCCAGCUCAGCCCACCUCCCAGUCAGUGCACCAUCCAACAUGACCAUGUCAUCUACACCAUCUACUCCACAUUUGGGGCAUUUUAUAUCCCCUUGACUUUGAUACUGAUUCUCUAUUACCGCAUUUACCAUGCAGCCAAGAGCCUUUACCAAAAGAGAGGAUCGAGUCGUCACUUGAGCAAUAGAAGCACAGACAGUCAGAAUUCUUUUGCCAGUUGUAAGCUUACACAGACCUUCUGUGUGUCUGACUUCUCCACCUCAGAUCCCACCACAGAGUUUGAAAAGAUUCACUCCUCCAUCAGGAUCCCUCCCUUUGACAAUGAUCUAGAUCAGCCUGGAGAACGCCAGCAGAUCUCCAGCACCAGAGAACGCAAGGCAGCACGUAUCCUGGGACUGAUUCUAGGUGCAUUCAUCUUGUCCUGGCUGCCCUUCUUCAUCAAAGAAUUGAUUGUAGGUCUGAGCAUCCACACCGUAUCCACAGAAGUGGCUGAUUUUUUGACAUGGCUUGGUUAUGUUAAUUCUCUGAUCAAUCCUCUGCUCUACACAAGUUUUAAUGAAGACUUUAAGCUGGCUUUUAAAAAGCUCAUUAGGUGCCGAGAGCAUACUUAA
Ochotona curzoniae (black-lipped pika) is the source of this 1098-nucleotide messenger RNA. RefSeq names its product 5-hydroxytryptamine receptor 1E (gene HTR1E). The record is from RefSeq and is a predicted model, not a curated record. Gene Ontology annotation, biological process: chemical synaptic transmission; G protein-coupled receptor signaling pathway, coupled to cyclic nucleotide second messenger. Gene Ontology annotation, molecular function: neurotransmitter receptor activity; G protein-coupled serotonin receptor activity. NCBI's taxonomy places the organism in Eukaryota, Metazoa, Chordata, Mammalia, Lagomorpha, Ochotonidae. The transcript has a single exon. Bases 1 to 1098 code for a protein of 365 amino acids. Gene Ontology annotation, cellular component: plasma membrane; dendrite.